GGGAUUGUGCGCGUGGACAAAACGAGCCGGCACAGGUCCGGUUUUUAAAGCCCGCGAUGAUUAGCGUGGCCGGACCUCUUCCUCUUCGUCUCGCAUACUCACCAGCGUCAAACCCGACGGUGGAAGGAAGCCCCUCCUCGCCGACCAUCGACGGCCUCCGUGUCUCCUCCAGCCGGAGAACGUAGCUACGCUAGCCCCUCUUUCCUCUCCUGUUUCGUCCCCCUCCUCCUCGUCCCAUCUGCUGGAACAUGGCGUUGAGCGGAGGAGAUUCGUCCGGAUUCGUCGAUUGCACAAUUCUGCUGCAAUCAGAAAUUGUAGUUGAUAAUAACCCCUCCAAGAGUACAAAUACCAAAGAGCAGAUUAUUUCUAUUACGGCUGAGAAAACAAGUGCUUCUGAUGCGCGGGGCUCUACCUCCUUAAAGUCACCAAAAGGUGCACAAGAGAAGGCUAAUUUUUUGGGAAAAGGUGGAGAACAGCCUUAUGUCUACCAGCCCAAUGUGUAUGCUCCACAGCCACAGACAGUCUAUUCUGGAGGAUAUAUCAACCCUUCAGGGCAAUGGGAAGAGUAUCCCUAUUAUGUGAGUAUGGAAGGAGUCCAUUCUGCGUCACCUUCAAUCAUGCUAUCUCCUGGGUAUGCGAACAACCCCCAAAUGAUGUAUGGAGCUUAUUCUCCUGUUUCAACUGUUGGAGAGGGUCAGUCCUACUCCCCUAUGCACUUCCCCUUCUCAAAUCCGUACUACCAGCCACCGGCUUCUCUUAGUAUGGGAUAUUCAAAUUCUGGUACUGGAAUGUCUCAAGGAGACCCUAUGCUUCAGCAAGAGUACUUCCUUCCUGAUGGUCUUCUCUAUUCACCCACAGCAGUGUACCGCCAACCAUUUGGGUCAUACAACAGAGCGGCAACACAACCAAGCAAUGCUUCGGGACUAUUUGGGCAAGGGAAUGCACCAUUGGCUUUUGGAAUGCAGCAUGGAACAAUGUAUAAUUCUGGAUCCUACAAGGCACACCAACAAGCUAGUAAAUAUGGAGGCACUACUCCUAAUUGGGGUUCUGCCGGUCGUAGAUUUAAUAAUUUUGACUGCAACUCCAGUCAACAAAGGGGGAGCAUGCCAUUCAAUAUCCAGAAUGGUGCUCUGGAGUUUCUGAACGAGCAAAACCGCGGCCCACGUGCUGCAAAACCAAAGAAACAAGACAGAGACAAUUCUUUAGUAGAUGACAAAAGCGAGAAAACCACUCUGCUUAUUGACAGUGAACUGUACAAUCGUCCUGAUUUUGCCACGGAGUACAAGGAUGCGAUUUUUUUUGUAAUUAAAUCAUACACAGAGGACCAUGUACAUAGGAGCAUUAAGUACAAUGUCUGGGCCAGCACAGCUAGUGGGAAUAGAAAGCUGGAUUCAGCUUAUCGUGCGGCCAAACAGAAAGAAGACCAUUCCCGUGUUUUCUUGUUCUUCUCGGUUAAUGGCAGUGGUCAGUUCUGCGGUGUUGCUGAGAUGAUUGGACCUGUUGACUUCGACAGGAGCGUUGAUUAUUGGCAGCAAGACAAGUGGAGUGGCCAGUUUCCUGUGAAGUGGCACAUUAUUAAGGAUGUCCCAAACACCCUACUCCGGCACAUCACUCUUGAGAACAAUGACAACAAACCUGUAACAAAUAGCAGGGACACUCAGGAGGUCAAGCUAGAGUAUGGUCUCCAGAUGCUAAGCAUAUUCAAGAAUCAUGAGGCCGAGACAACCAUUGUGGAGGACUUCGACUUCUAUGAGCAACGGGAGGAAGCCUUGAAGGAAAAUAGACGUCAGCAGCAGCCUGGCAGCGCAGAGUCCCUGAAGCCAACAGAUGCUAAGGCUGUAGGAAGUUCUGUUACUCAUAUCGUGGAUUCAUUUUCUCGAAGCGUCCAGCUGAAAGAGAUCGAGAAAAGUGAUAAGAGAACUGAUGGUGCCAUCUCAGUGAAUGGUUCACAGACAGCUACCGUCAAGGCCGAAAAAAGCACUGCAAACAAAACUACAGGUUCUGUGGAGGAGAGCAGUUGAUUACCUCCUGCCAUUUACUAGUUUGGAGCAGCAGUUGGAUCCAUAUGAUUUGAUGCUCGUCUGGAGUUGAGAAGGGAAAAAGCUGCCGAUUCGGGUUUAGAUUUGGGCUGCUGCUGCUUGCAGUUGUGAACAUCAUACUCCUUAUUUCGCCUCCAUUUAGGUUAUAGUUUUUCAAUAUCAUAGUUUCAAAAUUCUUGUUUGUGGAUCCUUGCUUCUGUGUUCUUUCUUGUUUUCUUCUCUCUUUGUUUUACUUGCGUUGUGUCGUGAAUGCUGUUCAGUUUUAGUGGCCUUCUCAUCACUUUUGGUUUACCGUCUGUCAUAAAUGCUGCCCAGUUGUGUUGUGAA
Molecule: messenger RNA, 2366 nt
Organism: Hordeum vulgare subsp. vulgare (domesticated barley)
Lineage: Eukaryota; Viridiplantae; Streptophyta; Magnoliopsida; Poales; Poaceae
Product: YTH domain-containing protein ECT1-like
Exons: 9
Coding region: 249-2021 (590 amino acids)
Biological process (GO): mRNA destabilization
Cellular component (GO): cytoplasm
Molecular function (GO): mRNA binding
Source: RefSeq, a predicted model, not a curated record